AUGUCGUGCAGCGCAGAGGUCGACUUGUCCCAUCAUCUAUCUGCAGAGGCCCGUGCCCGCAAGCCAAAUCCCAUGAAGGAGAUCUGGAAGCUCACGAAGCGGAGAGAAAACAUGAUAUCCUUAGCAAACGGUGACCCACACUCCUCGCUGUAUCCCAUCUCACAGAUUCAGUUCGAGGUCGCCUCUGUCGACCCAGACUGUGAUCCCGUCUCGACUUGGCGCACUGCCGGUCCCUCUGCGCCCUCGCAAGUCCUCACUUCCACCCGCGAGCCCUCGUCGUCAUGCACGCUCCCCGUCCGCACCGCCCUGCAAUAUACCACCGGCGCCGGCCUGCCUGAUGCACAGGCCGCAGUCACCGCGCUCACACGCAUGUACCACCAGCCUCCCACGCACCCCGACACCGGCAACGAAGUUGAGCGGGUCGCGACACUCACGCUUGGAAACGGAGAUGCAGUGACGAAGCUCUUCCGCGUGUUGGGCGAGCCAGGGGACCAUUUCCUCGCGGAUGAGUUCACCUUCAGUUCGUUGGCGGGCGCAUGUGUUCCUCAGGGCGUUCGUUGGGUACCGCUGAGGAUUGAUGACGGCGGAUUAAUUCCAGAAGAUCUGGACAGGACUAUGAGUGAGUGGGAUGAGAGGAGGGGAAGGAAGCCGCACGUGCUGUACAUCGUGCCCUGCGGUCAAAACCCCACCGGCUCGACGCUCACAGUGGAGAGGCGGAAGAGGAUUUACAAGCUCGCCCAGAAGCACGACCUUAUUAUUGUUGAGGAUGACCCUUACUACUUCCUGCAAUACAGCACCUCAGAUUCCUCCGAGCCUACUCUCGUGCCUUCCUUCCUCUCUUUCGACGUCGACGGGCGCGUGAUGCGCGUCGAUUCCUUCUCCAAGAUCCUCGCGCCGGGCAUGCGCCUUGGAUGGAUCACGUCCUCGCCCUUCUUCCACCGACACCUGGUCAUCCUCACCGACUCGAGCACACAGCACCCGCACGCGUUCGGCCAGAUGUUCAUUACGGAGCUGCUCGGCCCGCACGGGUGGACACUCGACGGGUUCGGGCGCUGGCUGAGCUCGCUCCGCGCGGAGUAUCAGCGCCGGCGCGAUUUCUUCCUAGAGCUAUUCGAGCGGGAGGUCGUGCGCGUUGCACCGGGGCUCGCGACGCCCGGGCGGCCGCAAGCGGGCAUGUUCGUCUGGACGCGCAUCAAUCUCGAGCGUCAUCCGCGCUAUCGAGUAUCGGGGACGAGCAAGCGCGGCGUGCCGAGGACGAACUGCAAAGAGCUGAUGGAGGAGCUGUUCGAGCGCUGUCUUGAUGGCGGGCUCGUGGUCAUGCCCGCGUCGGUGUUCGCGCUGCCCUGCGACCCGCAGGUGAACCACCUCGAGGACCCGAUCGAGGACCGCAUGAACUACUUCCGGCUGACGUUUGCGGGAACCGAGGAGGCGAUGCAGCAGGGAUUGGAGAUUUUGGGGCGGACGCUGAAGGAGUUUUUCGCGGACGAGCCUGCUAAGGCUUAG
Messenger RNA from Laetiporus sulphureus 93-53, 1503 nucleotides. RefSeq names its product L-tyrosine:2-oxoglutarate aminotransferase. Gene Ontology annotation, biological process: biosynthetic process. Gene Ontology annotation, molecular function: pyridoxal phosphate binding; transaminase activity. The transcript has 3 exons. Lineage: Eukaryota; Fungi; Basidiomycota; Agaricomycetes; Polyporales; Laetiporaceae. The record is from RefSeq and is a predicted model, not a curated record. The coding region runs from base 1 to 1503 and encodes 500 amino acids.